AAAGUGUGACACUUUUUACCUGUCACAGAGAUACACGAACAGACAAGAAAAUAACCCGCGUAGGCGUAGCACAAGGUACAUCCAUAAACGACGCUGCAUUCAACGACUUUUUUCCGUCUCUUUCACAUUUCGUAAACGACCACCCUUCAGACAAACGGUACCGCUCGGUGGUGCCGCCGUUACGUUGAUUCCUUCUUAAAACGACAUCGUAUCGAUCAAUCUCAUCGAAGAUCAUCUUUUCUAACAUUCACGAAACCCUAAUUCAGAUAAAGUUAUUUUCUCCUAAAUUAGCAGGUCAAUGGCAUCUUCUUCAGACUCAUGGAUGAAGGAAUAUAAUGAAGCAAUGAAACUCGCUGAUGAUAUCAGUGGCAUGAUUUCUGAACAUACAUCAUUUCCUACAUCUGGACCAGAAACCCAGCGUCACGCAUCUGCUAUAAGAAGGAAGAUCACAAUAUUGGGAACCAGACUAGAUAGCUUGCAAUCCCUUUUGUCAAAGCUCCCUGUAAAGUCUGAAAAGGAGAUGAAUCGUCGCAAGGACAACCUUGCAAAUUUGAGGUCAAAAGUUAACCAAAUGGCUUCAACAUUGAACAUGUCAAACUUUGCAAAUAGGGAUAGUUUGCUUGGGCCAGAAAUUAAACCAGAUGCAAUGAGCAGAACCGUUGGUUUGGAUAACAGUGGACUUGUUGGUCUACAACGGCAAGUCAUGAAAGAGCAAGAUGAGGGCCUUGAGAAAUUGGAGGAGACUGUAUUAAGUACGAAACAUAUUGCGUUGGCUGUAAAUGAAGAGCUGACUCUACACACUAGACUCAUUGAUGACUUGGAUGAACAUGUUGAUGUUACAGAUUCUCGGCUGAGGCGGGUGCAGAAGAACUUAGCAAUUUUAAACAAACGUACAAAGGGUGGUUGCUCAUGCUUGUGCAUGCUAUUAUCAGUGAUUGGUAUAGUGGUUUUGGUUGUUGUCAUAUGGCUUCUGGUCAAAUAUUUGUAGUUAUGAAAAUACCCAGCUCCUGAACUUUGUCCCUUUUGUUUAUGUUUUUAAAUAUGUGCCUUUAAACAUCAUAUAUAACCAGGUUUCUUUGAUUGUUCUUGGUGCUUUGCCAAUGACAUGGAAUUUAUUGUGGUCUUGAAAAGCUAUGAUUUGUAAUUGUCAGAUUAUUUUUAAGUGUUUAUAUCUUUGUGCUUUCUUUUGUUAAUAUAUGAAUUUUUUAGUGA
Molecule: messenger RNA, 1212 nt
Organism: Cicer arietinum (chickpea)
Lineage: Eukaryota; Viridiplantae; Streptophyta; Magnoliopsida; Fabales; Fabaceae
Product: syntaxin-52-like
Biological process (GO): vesicle fusion; intracellular protein transport
Cellular component (GO): SNARE complex; endomembrane system
Molecular function (GO): SNARE binding; SNAP receptor activity
Source: RefSeq, a predicted model, not a curated record